AUGACCAGGCCCCACCAGAAAAAGGCUUCCUCCGUCCCGUGCCCCGAGUCACAACUCCCUCGGCUGCGAUGGGGCAUGAUCUUCCUCUACUCAAAAUCCGCCGACCAGGGGGGGUGUACCUCCGUCUCCAGAGUGCCACCUCUCUUCCGCUUCAGCCCGCGGUACUGUGAGCAUCUCAAGAACCAGUAUCUGCAAAGGGCGGCGGCCGACCUCUCCUUCUCUCCGGAUGUGAGGUGGCAGCGAGGCCUGCCCAGCAUGCCUUUCUAUCAGUACAGUUUUAAGCACAUCUACGACACGGAUGACAUCAUCCCGCCUCUGCAGGCCAGGAAGACCCACACCGAGAAACCUGGCUACGUCAGGGCCCUGCACACCCCAGCCCGCUUGGCAGGAGGCGCCACCCGUUUUGCCAAGACACAGAGCCCCGCGCGUUCUAAAAAGAAGCUUAAGAAAAUAAGAAAGCCGGGAGGCCUGGACCAGAACCCAUCUCCCCCACGCCCCCGCUAUGUCCGCUUGAAGCCAGAUCCACUGGACCUGUCGCCCUCCCCAGAUGAGAGUCUGGAGGAAAGGGAGACCUGGCUUCCACCUGGUGAGAAGGAGGCCCGGGGCUGGGAAGCCAUCGUGCUGGAGAAGCUGGACAAGCGGACGGCGCGAUGGAUCCAGAGCAAGCGCCCGCUGAGGCCGGGGCAGUCGCCCAACAAAUGGCAGAGCUUCCUGCGCCAGCAGUACGACUGGAGCCACAUUCGCGAUGAGCUCACGUCCGAGAGCGACCUGGAUCUCCUCAAAAAGCUGGAGGCCGAAGAAAUAGCGGAAUUUGAGGGUGAAAAUGUCGCCCCGGCCCACAAAGAAGUCAAGAAGCCGGAGCUGCUGCUUCCCGCCUUCUACAGGUUGCCUGGACACUCCCCAGAAGUACAGACAGUCGAAAUCCUGCCUGGCAACAACAUGACGGCCGAGGAGAUCCAAGAAGAGAGAAGCAACUUCCAGUCUCCCACUCCGAACCCCUUCCGGCAGGUGAACCCCAGAGCCGGGGAGUUUGCCUACUCGACAGACAACACCUUCGAGCAGGAGAUUUAUUUUGACGGAGUGAAGAUCGUUCACCAGAUUGGUGGGAAGAAAGACCAAAUCGUCUUGGAAAACCUCAAUCGGUACGACAAGCACCUCUCUAAGAUCUUCCCUGAAACCCCAGAAAAGUGGAGUUUACAGCCUGUUCCUGAAGCACCUUAUAAGCUCAGGAAAGGAACCCAGCGUUGGAUCGCUUUGCCCACCCCGGUCAAGAGCCUCCUGCUGCAGGUGGGUGAGAAGGAUGAGCCUGCCAAGACUAGGAGAGUGAAGAAGCCGGUCCAGCCCCUGAAGGAGGACGUGACCUGGGAGCUGGCGGUGCUGCGGAAGAUGCUGCAGGAGUGGAAGACUGCCUGGGCACUCAUUAUUGAAUGGCAUCAUGAGACAGUGGAAAACCUAUUGCGGGGCAUAGUCAACAUGUAUGAUGACAUAAGGAUCCAGGCCAUCGUCACAUGUGCUACCGCUGCUUUGGAAAGGCCUCGGAUUGCCACCAACCAGGAGGACCCAGAACCAAUUAUUCCGGAUUUGCCAGAGGUCCUCCUGCCUGCUCUAGAGGCUGUUCUGUCUGACAAGAACCCCAAUGUGAGGAUGGCAGCAGCAAUAUGUCAAUACGCCAUACAGUCACACAAUCCCACUGCCCGGGACAUCAUGCAGACUGCCCUUGUGAAGGGUAAUAGUGUGGACAGCUGGGCUGCAGCUCAGUGCUUGGCUAUGGAAGGCAUUGCCACCUACCCAGUGAUCAAGAGGAUCCUCUACCAGCUCUUUAACAAGAAGAAUGAGGCCACUGAGGAACAGGCCUGUAACCUCCUGAGCCAUCUCAGUGGAAAGACGACCCUGAUCCACACAAUGCUUGCUGUGGAGCUGAACAGCAGGCAAUGGAGGGACCGCAUCGUGGCCUGCCGUGCUUUCUCCCGGAUCAGUGGGAAAAUCUGCAUUGAUAUGAAACAUAAAUUAAUCCAUCUGAUGUGGAAUGACUGGAACAAGGAAGUAAGGCAAGCAGCUGCCAAAGCUCUGGGGCAAAUGAACCUUGGGAAAGAGGUACAUGACAUGAUCAGGAUUAAGCUGAGUCAAGGAAAUUUCCAGGAUCGGAUUGAGGCCCUCUCCCUGAUCCGUGUGCUCAAGGUCAUGACAGCCAAGCUUCUCCCAAGCUUCCUGAACUGCUUCUCUGAUGAGUUCAUAUCAAUUCGACAGGCAGCUUGUUCGGCAGCAGGUGCCCUGCAGAUCCGUGACAAGAUGGUGCUUGAAUGCCUCCUGAAUCUGAUGAACAGAGAUCCCUACUGGAAAAUCAAGGCUUUUGCCAUUCGAGCUUUGGGACAGAUUGGGCAAGUGAGUCCCCAGCUGACAGAUCUUCUGCUCUGGGCCAUCCACUAUGAAGAAGCACCAGGUGUGCGGCUGGAAGCUUGCCGGAGCAUCCUAGCCCUCAAACUUCAAGGAAACCAGGUCAGGGACACCUUUCUAGAUGUGCUGCUCCUGGAGGACCACGAGGCUGUCCUUAAGGAAAUUUACCAAACAAUGACAGCACUCAACUUAGAAAAGGAAGGCAACCAAGAAAUGCUCCAGGAGAUCAAGAAGAAGAUUGGAACACUAAAUCAGAAGGACUUGCUGACGGAGAAAAUAAUGAAGAUGGAAGUAGCCAUAAAAAAUGUGAAGAGAAAAGCGAGACACAUCUAUUCACCACCCAGAGAGGGCCAAAGCCCACUGGAACUUGAAACUUUUCUUCAAGACAUUUUUGACAAUGAAGAGGUCCCUCCCAGAAGGAAGUCUGAGCUCUGUGACACGCAAACAGCCAUAAAGAGUGUGUUGCCCAAAGUGCCGAGUCCCUGGCUACAGAGUCCUAUUGUACAACUCCCCAAACCAAGAAGUCACUCACCGUUUUUCAGGGAUCUACGGACGGCCCGGGAAAAAAGGAUUGAAAAAGGGCCCUUCGGAUCCGACACAGAUCUCUAGCUGGGCAAAUUACUCAGAGAAGGUUGUCUUCCAGCACCAGUCUUCUCUCUGUGGAGGGAAAUCUGCUCCUGUCUAGGCUGAAUGCUUCUCUUACUCUUAGGUACCGGCAGCAGUGGACAGGCUGCACUCUG
Peromyscus maniculatus bairdii (prairie deer mouse) is the source of this 3134-nucleotide messenger RNA. Lineage: Eukaryota; Metazoa; Chordata; Mammalia; Rodentia; Cricetidae. The record is from RefSeq and is a predicted model, not a curated record.